GGCUUUUUAGUCGCACUUUUCUUUGCUUUUAACUUCUUGUCUCGCUCAUAGUAAACGACGCACGACUCCUUUGUGUUAUCGAAAUCUUUUGUGUUGAAGUAAUAUUUGGCCUUGUAGCAACCCAGCUUAGGACCAGCGUGGUGGUAGCCUUUCCUGUUUUCCUCUCGUAGAUGUCAAGCUCCCAAGAGUGCUAACACACAGAGCGGACCUAUCUUUUUUUGGACUUUUUCCCGCCUAACUGUCGCUUGUGCUCCUGGGAUAUCAUUUCAUUUUAACCGAACGGUCACAUCGUUCAAGCACUUCCUCCAUUUAUAUCGCUGACCUCACAGUAUUUGUUUUGCAAGAGGAAAAAAGGAAAACAAAGCAGCAGUUAAUAUUCAAGAGGCUAAGGAAUGCGCUACUUCGUAUCGUUAUUCGCGGUUUACGAAUGAAAUGAUUUUUAGUCACCAAACUAAUCGGACGUAACUACCUGUGCUUCAAAGAGCUGCAUCACUGAUCACGAUGAACACAGGAUGCUGUUAAUGGUCACGGGAUAAAUUUGCACCGUCUGACUGAACACAUAAAUUUUGUCUUAAAUUUACAUCAUAAUCCAGGUCUGUGUGUGAAAGAAGGUUCGUGCUCACGAGACAGCGCCUGUCCCUGGCUUGGCGACACAAGAUGCUUAACGUUUGUGUUGGAGUUGUGCUUGUUUCUGCCGAAGCUUUCUAAGAGUCCAAUGCCUACAGCAAGAAGUCGUCUAAGCAAGAUCGUUCUAGUGUCACUGUUUGCCUUCAUUGUCAGUGUGUUGGUUGAGGAAUCAGAUCAACAAAUUCUACGAUCAAGGCAUGUUGAAUCACUGUGCCUUCGGAGAUGUCUUCUCCGAGCAGUGAAGAGAUCCAAAACGAAGGUAUCGACAUUCUCUUGCUAUAGAAACUGCAUCAACCGGAAUAACCAAGAUCAAGAAGCUCAGACUGCAAUCGUCUUCAAGCAACGCAUCCGUAAAGCUCUAAAACCCGUUCCUGGAUGCAGAGACUCGUCACCAGACCAGUCUGAAGACUGGACUCCGAGCGUGGUCAAUGUAACCUUUGGACAGUAUGAAAACACUAGUUAUUGGUAUGUGAACGCGUCUUGGACACCUUUGAAUGAAUCCUAUGGAAACUGGACUGAGAUUAUGGUUAAACUCUUAGUCCGGACUUCUAAAAUUGAUCCGUUAUCUCCAGCGCCAGUAAUCUGCUCUGUGCAUCCUAAAGUAAGUGAGAAAACACGGCAAAAUCCUUAGGUGGAAAAUUUUAGCAAAAAAAAAAAAAAAAUUACCACGGAUCUCGCUUUGUUUUAAUAUGGGAUAACAAAGUAACCACCACGCAAAUAUAUGUGUGAAACAAAAGAUGUAGUUAUACCAGGGUUUUAUUGAAAUGUGCUAUUUUGUGGUUUGGUAUUUUGGGUUC
Orbicella faveolata is the source of this 1424-nucleotide messenger RNA. RefSeq lists its product as uncharacterized. The record is from RefSeq and is a predicted model, not a curated record. Gene Ontology annotation, biological process: toll-like receptor signaling pathway; inflammatory response. Gene Ontology annotation, cellular component: plasma membrane. NCBI's taxonomy places the organism in Eukaryota, Metazoa, Cnidaria, Anthozoa, Scleractinia, Merulinidae. Gene Ontology annotation, molecular function: signaling receptor activity.